Molecule: messenger RNA, 921 nt
Organism: Temnothorax curvispinosus
Lineage: Eukaryota; Metazoa; Arthropoda; Insecta; Hymenoptera; Formicidae
Product: chymotrypsin-2-like
Exons: 4
Coding region: 1-885 (294 amino acids)
Biological process (GO): proteolysis
Molecular function (GO): serine-type endopeptidase activity
Source: RefSeq, a predicted model, not a curated record
AUGGCAGGCACAGGUGGAAAACGUUUAACGAGACAAGGAUUCGGAUACCCAGAAUCGACGGCUGGUCAGGGUGAGAUUGCGGGCCCGCAGGCGUCGUCAUCAUGCGACCGCAGCUCUACAUUGGUUGGUGACUUGGCUAAUUUUUACUAUACGUUUACAGGUGCUUAUGGCGAUGAACCAGACAAGUUAGUAAAUGGAAUACCCGCGAACAUAAAAGACUAUCCGCAUUGUGUCUCCAUAAGGGUCGACAACACCCACUUUUGCGGCGGUAGCAUAAUUGACAAACAGCACAUUCUAACUGCCGGGCAUUGCGUAGCGCCUCUAAUUCAGGACUCCCGUCUAAGGAAAUCUGUAACCGUUGUUACUGGCACAACCUACCUCAAUGAAGGUGGACAGAGUCAUAAGGUGGAAAAACUGUGGUAUCACGAUGAUUAUAAUCCUCGCGCCAGUAGAGGCAAUUACGACAUCGGUUUGAUAAAGUUGGCUUCGCCCAUUGAGUUUGGUCCAACACAACAGCCAAUUAAGCUCCCAACGACGACUAUAGAAAAGGAUGAUGACGUCACGAUUGCAGCCUGGGGUUCUAGGGGCUUCAGAAAACCUGUACAUAACAACUUGCAGAAGUUGAACGCGAAAGCAAUGCUUCCGGAUACGUGCCAGGCUUAUCACAAAUUCUUAAUGAACAUUCACAAGGACGAGUUCUGUACCCUCAUCACUUAUGGAACUGGAUUGUGCAAUGGUGACAGCGGUAGCGGACUGAUUCGAAACAGCGACAGAACAAUUAUCGGUCUGGUGUCUGGUGGAAGACCGUGCGCCAGAGGUUAUCCAGAUGUAUACACCAAUGUUUAUUCCUAUCUUUCUUGGAUCGAAGGAAAAAUGAACUACUAACAUUCUUCUUCAUGUAUCCUAUUCUUAAUAUUUAAU